UUCUCCGCGUGGCCUGCGGGAUGGAGCCGGCUCCGAGCCCCGGGGGCGCGCGCGAAGCGCUGGGCCGACGGGUGGAGGCGGUGCUGGCGAGCCGCGGCGAGGCCAACGCCGUGUUUGAUAUCCUGGCUGUGCUGCAGUCCGAGCACCCGGCGGAGGUCCAGGACGCGGUGCGCGCGUGCAGCCGCCUCUUCGGGGCCCUGCUGCAGCGCGGGGAGCUGUUCGUGGGCCCGCUGCCCCCCGAGGAGAUGGUCUUGGCAGGCUCCCAGGGGGCCACCCGGAAGUACAAGGUGUGGAUGAGACACCGCUAUCAGAGCUGUUGCACCCGCCUGGGCGAGCUGUUGGCCCACCCCGCCUUCGAGGUCAAGGAAUCGGCCCUCGCUUCGCUCAUGAAGUUUGUGAGGCUGGAAGGUGCCCACCCGCUGGAGAAGCCCAAGUGGGAAGGCAACUACCUGUUCCCACGGGAACUGCUGAAGUUGGUGGUGCAGGGUCUGCUGUCCCCCGAGGAGGACCGCACACUGCUGCUGUCGCAUUUCCGCUCCUACCUGGAACACGACGACAUCCGCUACCAUACCAUGCAGGCAGCCACAGAGGCAGUGGCCAGGGCCACCGAUGGUCACCCUGAGGUGCCGCUCGCCUUCUGGAACAACGUCUUCUCACUGCUGUCUGCUGUGAGCCUGCCACGCCAGGAGGGCACUAACGUCAGCUUCUACGUGCCACACGCUGAGAUAUCAGACAAGUGGAAGGUCGCUCACUUGAAGGAGCACCGGAAAGUCUUUCAGCAUAUGUGGCUCAGCUUCCUCAAGCACAAGCUGCCCCUGAGCCUCUGCAAGAAGGUGCUGGUGAUCAUGCAUGACGCCAUCCUGCCCAGCCUGGCCCAGCCCAGCCUCAUGAUCGACUUUCUCAGCCGCGCCUAUGAUGCCGGAGGUGCCAUCAGCCUCUUGGCCUUAAACGGCCUUUUCAUCCUGAUCCACAAGCACAACCUGGAGUACCCUGACUUCUACCGGAAGCUCUAUGGCCUCCUGGACCCGUCCAUCUUCCAUGUCAAGUACCGUGCCCGCUUCUUCCACCUGGCGGACCUCUUCCUGUCUUCUUCACACCUGCCUGCCUACCUGGUGGCGGCCUUCGCCAAGCGGCUAGCCCGCCUGUCCCUGACGGCGCCCCCGGAAGCCCUGCUCAUGGUGCUGCCCUUCAUCUGCAACCUGCUGCGUCGGCACCCGGCCUGCCGUGUCCUGGUGCACCGCCCUCGAGGCCCUGAGCUGGACGCUGACCCCUACGACCCCCAAGAGGAGGACCCAGCCAGGAGCCGAGCCCUGGAGAGCUCCCUGUGGGAGCUGCAGACGCUGCAGCAGCACUAUCACCCCGAGGUGGCCACAGCCGCCAGCGUCAUCAACCACGCCCUAUCUGUGCCCGAGGUUAGCAUCGCGCCGCUUCUGGAGCUCAGUGCCUUUGAGAUCUUCGAGCGGGAUCUGAAGAAGACACCCGAAUCGGUGCCGUUGGAGUUUCUCCCACCCCAGGGUCUGCUGGGCCGCCAUGACCAGCUCUGUGCCCAGGUCUUCACGCUGGGCUGAUGCUGCACCCCAGCCCCCAGACACCAAACUGAGCUCCGACCUCCACCAGGGCCUCCUGGUGGGCUGGGGCACAGCACGAGGAGCCUUCCUGGGUGGUCAUGGGCUGCAGGGGACAGACCACCUGGUCACACGACUGAAUGGUCCCCUCCAAGAUACUUAGCCCACACCCUCAAGUCCACUUCAGCAUGGCUGGGUGGCCAGCUCUGAGGAACCCGGGUUCGGGGCAGUGAUGUCCAUCAUGGGCCCUACCAUGAGCAUUUUGGGAUUUGGUUUUUUGUCUUUUGGGGUCACCCAGCAAUGCCCUGGGGUUAGUCCUGGCUCUUCACUCAGAAAUUACUCCUGGUGGAGCUCAGAAGACCAUAUGGGAUGCUGGGGAUCGAACCUGAGUAGGGCACGUGCCAGGCAAACACCCUCUCUGCUGUGCUAUCCCUCCAGCCCCCGGCAUGAGUGUUUUUGUAAGACAACUGGCACCUGUUCUGUAGCUCUGUCCCAAGUAGUGAGGAGGGAGGAAGCCCAGAGCUCAUGCUCCAACUGCAAAGAGCCAUUUCAAGUGACUUGCAGUGUCUGCUCAUAGUUAAUCAGGGCCAGCCAUGGAUCUUUAUUAAAUUCUAUUUGCAUAUA
This is a messenger RNA of Sorex fumeus (smoky shrew), 2189 nucleotides long. RefSeq names its product nucleolar complex associated 4 homolog (gene NOC4L). Lineage: Eukaryota; Metazoa; Chordata; Mammalia; Eulipotyphla; Soricidae. The transcript is spliced from 15 exons. Bases 21 to 1568 code for a protein of 515 amino acids. Gene Ontology annotation, cellular component: nucleolus; small-subunit processome; Noc4p-Nop14p complex. The record is from RefSeq and is a predicted model, not a curated record. Gene Ontology annotation, biological process: ribosome biogenesis.